AUGUUACCUUGCCACGCCUCAGCAUCGCCGCUGUCCCCUCAGUUGUCGUCUCUCGGGACUCCGCGAAUCGGGCCAUCGAUCAAGGUGUGGGACCCGUACCAUGUAUUGUCUCCGCAAUUCCCACGGAGUUUCUCGUCGGAAGGGGUGGACGAGGAUCGGACGGUGACGGAGGUGUAUUUGAUUUGUCACGGGGAGUGCCACAUGAAUCUGAGGCCUGAUUUGAUUGCUGGGAGGUGCCCUGAAUCGGCACUGACGCCGAAUGGGAAGAGGCAAGCGAGAGCUUUGGCGGUUUUCUUGAAGUCACAAGGAGUUAUAUUCAACAAUGUUUAUACCUCGCCAUUGGAUCGGGCUCGAGCAACUGCUAUUUCUGUAUGCCAGGAGAUGGAUUUUUCGGAGGAACAGAUACAAUCCUCAGAUGCACUUGUUGAGCUGAGUCAGGGGCAUUGGGAGGGUUGCCACCGUUCAGAAAUUUACACACCUGAAAUUUUGAGCUUAAUGGACAGAUUGCAACCUGAUUUCUCUGCUCCAUCAGGAGAAUCCCUGAGACAGGUAGAAUUCCGAAUGGUUCAGUUCCUAAACGGAACAGUUAUGGGAUUGCCAGAAAAACUGAGAACUGAUUUCUCCAUACCAGAUCCUAACGAGAGCCAGGGUUUUACACACCGAAUUUCUCACACCCAUACAAACUCGAUUCAUGACAGGGAUGGACAGUCUCUCCCAGCCCAUUGGGAUCUGCUUCACAGGCACCGGCAAGGAAUUCCUAGGAAAAAAUCUGGUAAGAGCAAGCUGCAGUUCAUGAGUACAACUGGAGAUCAUGAGGCUGAUGACGAAAUGUCCCCUCGGGAACCUUCUAACCAAGGCUCCAUUCAUGAAAUAAAUGUCAGGAGAGCCUCUUCCUUUGUCUCCUCGUUUAUUGGUGUGUUCACUCACUCGGUGCCAAUUAAGUGUCUUCUCACUGGCCUCCUUGGUUGCAGCCCUGUGGUCUCGCAUAAGAUUUGCAUAGAAGAUUCUUCGGUGACAGUGUUGCAACAUUCAUGGAAAAUGGGUUGGCAGAUAAAGAGAUUGAAUGAUACUUCACACCUUAGGCUUCUCUAG
This is a messenger RNA of Ilex paraguariensis (yerba mate), 1092 nucleotides long. The record is from the annotation of a GenBank genome assembly. Lineage: Eukaryota; Viridiplantae; Streptophyta; Magnoliopsida; Aquifoliales; Aquifoliaceae.